This is a messenger RNA of Yarrowia lipolytica CLIB122, 1245 nucleotides long. RefSeq lists its product as uncharacterized. NCBI's taxonomy places the organism in Eukaryota, Fungi, Ascomycota, Dipodascomycetes, Dipodascales. Gene Ontology annotation, molecular function: protein binding. The record is from RefSeq and is a predicted model, not a curated record.
AUGAACCGGAUACCUAUUGAGAUACAGAACGAGAUUUUGAGACACUGUGAUUUGUCAGCCGCUGUCAGCCUUCGAGACACGUGUAUCACGUGGCGAGAACUGUGUUCUGAGUCGGUUCUGGCCAGCAAGGUGCAAAGUAGAGUGCCUUGGAUGACUCCUGGAGAACAUAAUACGAGUCUGGACUCUUGGGCUCUUUGUGCAAAAGUUGUUUUGAGCCGUCGGAAAGCCAUUGAUGGCGGCAAGUAUGACCAUGUGGAGUUGCUGGACCGAAUUCCAAACUUCAAGGCUGGCAAAGUUGAGUAUUUGACAGCCGAGGAAGUGACGACUUUACCUCCAGGAUACCAGUCUGUUUUCGAUUCGGUUUAUCUGCGGUCUGUUGCCGAUGCAGAGCCGCAAUUGUUGGCUCUUCGCGGCUCAUCUUUGUACAUCAAUAACCGCCAAGCAAUGUUGGAUCUAUAUACACUGGAUGUGAAGCCCACCAACGUGGAUAUAGCCAACGAGGGGGUUCUGGAGUUUGAAGAAACCGCCACCAAUAACGUGUAUGAGUGUCACGGAUGCUCCAUUGAGCUUCCUGAGGGGGCAGAAACUCUUCGUUUUUACUCUGGAAAGAAACAAAUGGUGGUCUAUUAUGACAUCGAAUUGGAGGAGCGGGUAUGUGUGAUGGAUAGGAAGCCCAGCAUGAGCUACAAGGACGGGUUUGCGUUUGUGUUCAACGCGGAAACCAUGAAGGUUCAUGUUGCACGAGAGGCUGUGUUUUUGACCCAGGUUGAAGAUCCCUAUUUCUGCACCUAUUGGCUUGAUGUGGGAGCUCGAACCCGGGUUGUUGUGGCCAAGUCUGAGUUUGAGCAGCCCUACGACGAAUGGACCUUGUGGUAUGAAGAUGUCUUCACCUACAAUGGACUGUUAUGGCACACUUUUGAUGAGCAUGUGGUUCCGUUGGUGGUGGACCUGGAACAUCUGGACAAGACAGGAUACAAGCCUCAGCAUAUUAUCCAAUGGUCGGAUGGUGGAGAAACUCAUCAGGGCAACGACGGCAGCGAAAGCUUCUUUGGAAGCAAAACCUCCACCACUCAAGCUACAGAUAUGGCUACUUACACAAAUUAUAGAGUCAAGGAGGACCGCAACUAUGAUAUGGACGAUGUCUUCUUUCCGGGGACAGUCGAGGGCCAUUUUGGUUUCUGGAAAUGGAGUGGAGACUAUGCCGAUCGAGUCAUCAAUGCAGCUAUAUCAAGUCUGAGAGAAUGA